Nothobranchius furzeri (turquoise killifish) is the source of this 4712-nucleotide messenger RNA. It is a transcript of the gene slc7a11, whose product is annotated as solute carrier family 7 member 11. Lineage: Eukaryota; Metazoa; Chordata; Actinopteri; Cyprinodontiformes; Nothobranchiidae. Gene Ontology annotation, molecular function: L-amino acid transmembrane transporter activity. Gene Ontology annotation, biological process: amino acid transmembrane transport. Gene Ontology annotation, cellular component: membrane. The record is from RefSeq and is a predicted model, not a curated record.
GGACUCCAUAAGUACUAGAAUGGGAUGGGGGGCAAACAGAGAGCAGUACAACGGGGACAACAGGAGCAAAGACAGAAAGUGGAAAAACAGGAACAGCCAGAGAGAAUCAUAUCCUGUUGGAAACCUAUCCUACUGAGUUUAAAUGAAGAGGUCUCUGGGACACAAGUCGUCCCAAAAUGGGACCGAGCCUGUUGGGAAGCUGGAGCACAAAAAUGGAAGGAAGGUGGAACUGGGUAAGAAAGUGACCCUUCUCAGAGGAAUCAGCAUCAUUAUUGGGACCAUCGUUGGAGCCGGGAUCUUUAUCUCUCCGAAAGGAAUUCUGAAGAACUCUGGCAGCAUCGGGAUGUCCCUGAUGGUGUGGAUCGCCUGUGGUGUCCUCUCGCUUUUUGGAGCUCUGUGCUACGCUGAGUUGGGGACCUGUAUCAAGAAGUCUGGAGGACAUUACACUUAUUUAAUGGAAGCUUUUGGACCUAUGUUGGCUUUUGUUAAACUUUGGAUCGAGCUCGUUGCAGUAAGGCCAGCAGCAAUGUCAGUUAUAUCGCUGGCCUUUGGACAGUACAUCCUGGAACCGCUCUUCAUGCCCUGCAGUCCGCCGCCCAUGGCUGUCAAAAUGGCCACAGUUGUUGGAUUAAAUACAGUUUUGUUCCUGAACAGUAUGAGUGUCACCUGGACUGCCAGGCUUCAGGUCCUACUCACCUCUUGCAAGCUGCUGGUCAUCAUAAUCAUCAUAAUUCCUGGGGUCUAUAAACUGUUUAAAGGAGAGACCAGUAACUUUGACAAUGCCUUUGAUCUGAGCCACUUGCAUCUGUCAGAAAUACCACUGGCCUUCUACUAUGGGAUGUAUGCCUACUCUGGGUGGUUUUAUCUGAACUUUGUGGCAGAGGAGGUACACAGCCCAGAGAAGACGUUACCAUUGGCGAUCUGUGUCUCCAUGGCGAUUGUGACCUUCUGCUAUGUGCUGAUCAAUGUUGCGUACUACACUGUGAUGACAGCUGGGGAGCUACUGGCCUCAGAAGCUGUUGCUGUGACUUUUGCAGAGAAGGUUAUGGGGAACUUUUCACUUGCAGUCCCAGUCUUUGUGGCUUUGUCCUGCUUUGGCUCCAUGAACGGCGUCACCUUUGUUGUAUCGAGAUUGUUCUAUGUGGCCUCACGUGAAAAGCAGCUUCCUGAGAUCCUCUCUAUGAUCCACAUCCGCAGACACACUCCACUUCCUGCUGUCCUCAUUCUGUACCCCCUGACCAUGGUGCAGCUGUUUGUGGGGAACAUCUACAGCCUGCUAAAUUUCAUCGGCUUCCUGCGGAUGCUCUACCUUGCUUUUGUUGUCCUGGGAUUACUCUACCUGCGGUACACCAAGCCUGAUCUGCCCCGCCCCUUCAAGGUGCCGCUCUUCAUCCCAGUGGUGUUCGUUGCCACGUGUUUCUUCAUGGUGUUUCUGUCUUUUUACUCUGAUCCCACCGGCUCUGGAAUUGGACUUGGAAUUGCCCUCACUGGCAUCCCCGCCUAUUACAUCUUUAUUUGCUUUAACAACAGGCCAAAAUGGAUCCAGAAGACUUUAGGCUCCUUCAACAGAACUAUGCAGAUCAUCAUGGAAGUGGUUCCUGCUGACCAAUAAUGAACAAACAUGGGAUUCAUGGAUGCAAGCAGGAAAACACAGAGUGUUCGCUCAGGGGGAGAGUUCAGCUCAUCUGAAGUGGAAAUUUAACGAUCCAAACAUACAAAUGUACCUGUUGUAGACUGACUCUGAUCUAGGGUUCGCCUAACGGGGCCAGCUCCAAUUUCAAACUACCGUCUGGACCCAAAUAUAGGACCCCCCUGAUUAUAAGACAACCCCCCUUUCCAGGACUAAUCUUCAGGAAAAGACCAAAAAAAUUCACUUUUGGAAAAAACUAUUUUUAUUGACAUUUUGAGAACAAAUACUGAGCAAAAAUGCUAUUUUAAUGCAAACUAUCAGAAUUUUGCUGACAUGUGAAACCAGGGCCGCUGCUAGGCUUUUGGAGGCCCUAAGCUUGAUUGGCCAGGGAGCCCUUGAUUUUGACUGACAUGCUACAAAAUGUAGUAAAACACUCAACGGCUCAAAUGGUGGGCAACAAAUUUGUAUGUUUUCUGAGCAAUAUGCUACUGUAAUAAUAACUCAACUCUGUAACCAUUUUUUGGGGCCCCCAAGUACCGAGGCCCUACGCAUUCUGCAUACCUUGCGUAUGGACAGUGGCGGCCCUGUGUGAAAUCAAAAGUCAAACGAGGCUUUUAUUCAGACGCCCUCUGCCUUGCUGUACUCACUCAUGCUGCUACGGUCCUGUGGACCAUCAGAUCGCUACACCUGCAGACUCCUCCCAGAAUGUCAUCCUCACUGCCAACCAAGACAUCCAUGCAUGCAAUGUUGGAAGCCUGCUGAUUUGACCACCGUCAUCUUAAAGUUUGCAUAACUGCCUUAGGAAUGUUCACUGCCAAUGACGACUGAAGUCAGCAUUUGCAUUUUUUUUACUGUGUGGGCGUCGGAAAAAGCUCCCGCACCGUGAGAACAAACAUCUCAGCUCUAAAGUCGAUCUUCAUCCACGUGCAUCACACGUCACGUGAUCAGGAAGCAGAACAUCCAUGUGUUAGGAGAUCGUUUUGGGCCGCUGCUAUAAAAAAGUGAGGCACGAACCAGGAAAGCUUCUGCCGAUCACAAUUCGACAACGGAUUAUGAAAGAACGGAUAACGCUCAAAACGCACGGAUUCUUCCUGAUGUAAGAGGUGAGUCUCCUCUUUGUUUUGGUAGUUUUGGCGUCAACAUCAUCCUGGCGCACAACGUUCUGUGACUUAAAAAAACUGUGCAAACGCUGACAAACACUGUCAGUGAAGGACUUUUCUGAUGGCAGUGAAUGAGUUACUCGCCCCACUUUUGGCCCACUCUGCUCCGGACCUCUCGUCUUCGUCUCCUAUUGAGAACACACAGCCUGGCGCCCUCUGCUGUUACAGGUGUGUAAUGGUUAGACCGCAUUAUAAAACGACUCCACAUUUUAAAAUUAUUUUCAAUGAAAAAAAAACCUUGUCUUAUAUUUGGGUCAAUACGGUACAUAUCAUAGCAGUUCUUGCUCUUUUGUAAAUGGUACAUGACCUGCCUUCUUGAGUCCUGGAUCCCCAAGGCGCUUUACAACACAAUCAGUCAUUCACACAUCCACACACACAUUUACAUGAGCUACAAUGUAGCCACAUCUGCUCUGGGGUGCACUGACAGAGGCAAGUCUGCCGUACACAGGUGUGUUAAGUGUCCUGCCCAAGGACAAAAGGACAGCAACAGACUCAGCAGGCUCAAACCUGCAACCUUCUGAUUACGGGGUGAUCACUUAACUCCUGUGCCACCGUCGCCCCUACUAUACAUUUUAUAUUACCCAUUCCAGUUGCUAACCUUGUCCUUUCUGUGAAUUACUAAAAAUAUUUUUGUAAAUAAUAAAAAAAACACAACAAAUCACUACUGAUAAACGGAGAAGGAAGUGACGCCAUCAUCAGCAUCAGCAUCAGCCUGAGGAAGUUUGCAGCUGCAAACGAAGCGUGGCGGGAAAAAAGGUAAACAGAACUGCUCUGUGUUUUAAAAAAGGACUACAACAUGAAAUCACUACUGAGUUAAAGAAAUGAGCCAAACAGGUACUUGUACUUCUGCCUUUAAUUUUUAUUUUUUAUUUUUAUUUUUUAUGAUCUGUUUUUAUCGGUUUGAGGUAUUUGCCCUGAUUUUACUCAUGCUGUUCAUCGCUUUGUGAUUCAUAUCUGCGAGAGGCGCUUUAUAAAUAAACUUUUACUUACUUACCUGUACUUUUUACCAGCGACGUGCAGUCAGAGGAGGCAGGGGAGGCACUGCCUCCAUUGUCAUUGUGACAAGAAAAAUACUAAUGAUGAUUUAAUCUAAACUGACUGGUCUAUGCAUUAGUUUUCUGUAUGAUUUCAUCAUGUUUUGGGUCAAAAUCGCUGAAUUACCUGUUCCCUGAUCAAAUGUACACGCCGAAGCGAGAGGAGAGACAGAGAUGAGCCUGCCUCCGCGCUCUCUGAGCUGCCACACACACGUUACCCGAUUCAGGCUGAGCGCACGCACCAGCUUCCUGUAUCAGGUGUGUGUGGCGCUGCGCCCUCUGGAGUGGAGGCAGAGAAGAGCGCUGCCUAUGUUGUCACAGAGCAGCGCUGCACACACCUGAUACAGGAAGUUGGUGCACGCUCACUGUUGUCUGUCUUUAAAUUGCCAACAUAUGUUUUAUUUCCAAUGUGCUGCACAUGGUGACGUUCUAGAUUCGAUCUAAUAUAUUUAAUGAGAGUGUGUGACAAGUUUAGUCUCUCGGAGCGGUCAUAAACACUCAGUAAAAAUGCACUGGGGAGGCAAGCAGUACCCUGCCUCACUGAUGGGGGCAGUGCUGAGCUCUAUAGACACCAGUGCAAAGUGGCUGCUUAGACCCGCACAGGGCGGGGCUGUGGAGUGGACAGGUCUGUAGCGGUGAACUCACCUACAUUUGCUCAGACUAAAUAGAAGAUUUAUAGCUAAAAACUGAAGGAUUUAUUUCAACAGGAUUUUCAGUCAACAGGAGAAAUUAGAGGAUAAUUUUUACAACAAAGUGAUAAUGAAGCUGUCAGGUUAAUAGACUUUAUUAAAGGCAAGACCAAACAUGAUUUUCAAGUGUGAUAAAAGAGAAAUUAGUACAUUUUUAAGUCAAAUUUGCCCAGAUAUUAAAUAUUUCUUGUUGGUGUGC